Molecule: messenger RNA, 1540 nt
Organism: Sodiomyces alkalinus F11
Lineage: Eukaryota; Fungi; Ascomycota; Sordariomycetes; Glomerellales; Plectosphaerellaceae
Exons: 4
Coding region: 320-1180 (286 amino acids)
Molecular function (GO): carbon-sulfur lyase activity
Source: RefSeq, a predicted model, not a curated record
CCCCUCGUCACGGGUUGUAAGACACGACGCGACGGACGGGCGACUGCACUCGAAGGAUGAUCCCUGAUACGCAUGGCUUGCUGCGUGCCUGCCUCAGGUCAGACCGUCUGGUAAAGGAUGCGUGAGGGGGCGAUGGGGGUUGGGGGGUAAGACGGGCCAACAAAUGAGGAGAUAUGUUGAGAGCUCACGAAGAUAAAUAUCCCCCCCGUCUUUUUCCCUUCUAUCCUUAGGUACCCAGUUGAAUGGUGAGAGUGAGCUCGGCAGGAAAUCUCAUCGCAGUACAACCGGCCAAAGACGACGGAGACGACCGUGAGCGACAAUGUCCGACAAUAACACCGAUCAGAAUGCCCUCAAGACGUACCGUGGCAACUGCCACUGUGGUGCCUUCGUCUAUGAAGUCCGGCUCCCCGAGAUCAAGUCGGUCUGGGAGUGCAAUUGCAGCCUCUGCUACAAGAAGGGUUACCUCUUGGUCAUGCCUAGCAGUCCCGACCAGUUUCGCAUCGUGAAGGGUAGCGAAGAAAUCCUCGCCACCUAUAGCUUCAACCAGAAGAAGGCCAAGCAUAAGUUCUGUCCCACCUGCGGCACCAGCGUGUUGAGAUAUCUGUGGGAUGCUCCCGAUUUCAUGAAGAUUGCCGUUAAUGCCCACACAAUCCAAGAUCUGGAUACGUGGUCGCUAGAGCGAAAACCCUUCGACGGUGCUUCCCGCCCACCCCCUUAUGAACCGCCGACGUACACCGGUCCUCGACCGACAGCCCAGAUUGAAGGCGGCAAGCUGUACACCGGCGGGUGCCAUUGCGGCGCUGUCCAACUGGCUCUACUCAGCAGGUCCAUCGACGCCACAUUUCCCGACACCUUCCCGGAGGGAGCGGGAGAGUGCAAUUGCAGCAUCUGCGAGCGGGUUGGUCACAGGCAACCACAGAUAACCACCCGCACCCUUAGGAGAAGAAGACGCCCUUUGCUGACGGGUGCUUCCCAUUGUAUUAGCACGCAUACGUCUGGGUUUGGUCGCGUGCCGAACAGGUCGUCCUGCACGGCGACGACAAAGAUAUCGGCCGGUACGCGUUCGGGCGCGCAUUCGUGGCCAAGUCGUUUUGCAACAAGUGUGGUGUCCCGCUCACCAACAGAAUUGUGUCCAAGGGGCUGGCCGAAUGGGACACCAUGCCGGAAAAUUUCGGGGUAAAUAUCGAAACGGUGAAGAACAUGCACCCCGUGAACCUCAGGGCGUUGAACGGCAUCAACCUGGGCGACGUCAAGGUCCUCAAGCUCUCCAACGCGAAGGAGGUUGAGCCCAAGUAUGUGGACCCGUAAGCUUGGUGCAGGAAUGGGCGUUGAGGAUGUGGCGGGAUAACCCCCACUGGUUCUCGGUUCGUCUCUUCAAGGACAGAGGCAAACUAAAACAUCUCUCGGAAAGCCUUUUAGGUGGGUUUGGCAGUGGUAGUGGCAUAGACAGGGUUCCCGUCGUCGUCAAAGCGCGCCCACUGGAAAAAAGAGCAGCUCUCUUCUCCCGGCACGUUCCCGGCGUGACACAUCCAGAAAUAUU